Asterias rubens (European starfish) is the source of this 963-nucleotide messenger RNA. RefSeq names its product probable RNA-binding protein EIF1AD. Gene Ontology annotation, cellular component: nucleus. Bases 360 to 947 code for a protein of 195 amino acids. Gene Ontology annotation, biological process: translational initiation. The record is from RefSeq and is a predicted model, not a curated record. The transcript has 5 exons. Lineage: Eukaryota; Metazoa; Echinodermata; Asteroidea; Forcipulatida; Asteriidae. Gene Ontology annotation, molecular function: translation initiation factor activity; RNA binding.
AGAGAGCGUGAAUCACAAAAUAAAGCAAAAUGGCGACAUGUGUAACAGUUUGUAAAAUCUUUAGAUGUCCAAUGUUCUGCUCUGUCUUUUCAUCUCUUGCUUUGGAAUCAAAAACUUGUAGAACAUAACAUUGUGGAGUUGUCUGCAAUUAUGGCUAACUAGCGAGGCGUAGAGUGGAGUCGAACACUGGCACUCUAGGCCGUUUCGUUUACACGGUGUUUGGUAAAGUGCAAUUUUGAACCACCAACCACCAGCCCUCACCACCAGUGACAGUAGAACAACGACGUUGUUUCCAACAAGCUUGGACUUUGAUCCUGACCAGUUGGCGGACGAUUUUAGAAGUCUCAUAAAAAAGGGUUAUGUCGAAAGCUACAAAGAGAAAACAUGUGACCAGGGAAGUCCUUGAUGAUUACAAUCUGCCCGAAGGGCAACAGCAGAUCGUAAAGGUGACUGCUAGCAGAGGCAACAACCUUCAUGAGGUGCAGGCGGCAAAAGGGGACCUGUUCCUUGUCAGCAUGCCAACUAGGUUCCGCAAAAACGUCUGGAUUAAACGAGGUGAUUUUGUGAUAGUCGACCCCAUACAGGAAGGGGAUAAAGUGAAAGCAGAGAUAUCAAGCAUCCUCUAUCCAAAGCAGAUCAAAUACAUUCAGCAGGAGAGCUUGUGGCCAGACCAGUUCAAGAGCAAGACUUCCAGCAGUGACCUGGACACAGCUGGAAAACAAGGCGUCGACCUAAGUACAGACGCGCUCGCCAAAGACAUCUCAGAAAUGUCCUUGAAAGAUGCCGGCAGUCCCCUUGGAGACGGCGGCGGUGAUGAGGAAGAUGAGGAUGAAGAGAGUGACAGCGAUAACGAUGACGAUUUGUUUGUGAAUACGAAUCGUCCUACAGUGACUUAUUUUUACUCUGAUAGCGAAGAAGAGGAAGAGGAAGAUAACGAGGAAAGAUAAAUAUUUUGGUAUUCCA